AGUUUUUUUCAGUUGUCACUGCAGAAGCACAUGAUGUCCUAAAGCUCAGCUGUGCUGCUUUGCGUGUGUCUAGAUGGCUGCUGUGCGGCCUGCAUAAACCAAAGAGCAUGUCAUGCUCAACCACAGACAAACAUCUGUUCCACUCCCAUGUCUUCAUUUUACAGAUAGGGAAGACAAGGGCCAGAGAGGGGAAAUGCCUCCAUUAGGGUAAUUCAGAGGGUCUCCUAACCCCCAGAGUACCUGUUCUUCCCGCUCCCACCUCCACCUAAUUCAGGCAUCCCCAAUCCUUCCAAACUAUGUGGCCACUGCAGUAGCAGCACGCAUCAUAGCAGAUGUUCAAGGAAUCUCUGAUACUUGUGUGAUUGCGCAGCCUUCACCACCACACCCUGGAGCUUUGAGGACCUUAGUAUUCACCACAGAUGAACCGGAGACUCCUCAGCCCCCAGGUGCAGCAGGAUUCCAGCUGGUCCAGAAGAAACAAGUGCAGCUGCAUAAGUAAGAGCCCAGCCUGGCCCUCAAUCAGAAUAACAGCCCCUGAGAAAAUGUUUUCCCAAUUUCACUGAUGGAAAAACAAGGAUGGUGAAGCAGUUAGUGACAGAACCAGGGCUGGAACCCGCCACUCCUGACUCCAAACUCCUGGCGCCUUCUACACGGGGCCUCGAGAAAAGCGGGACAGGUAAGUGCAAAGACCCAAACCCAGCGCAGCGCCCAAGCAGGUGCUCAGGCCCGGGCGCUGAACCCUGACGCUGGGCCUGGAGAGCCAGGAGGUGGCAGUCUGCCCGAGGAGGAGGCUUCCCGAGAAGGCAAGGGCAGCGGACCCGGAGAGAAGCCAGUCUCCGAGUGGGGCUGGGGUUCGCCCACCCAAGCUCCGCCUCCCCCAGGCCCAAAAUUCUGUGCACUAGGAGGCUCGAACUUAAGAGCUGACAGCAGGAGAAAAAGGAGGGGGUGAGGGCAAGAAAUACAAAAGUGAUGAAAAGGGAGAAAUGGGGAGGAGAGACCGGACAUAAAGAAGAACGUUGGGAGCCCGGGGAAAGGGGCCGCACUAGAGGUAGGUCGCGAAUCCGAAGAGCUCCGCUCUGCCAGAGCCCCACAAACAAUCCCCCGGUGGCCCCACUCACCCCAGAUGGCGGCGAGUCUGCGGAAAGUUCCUGGGUCAGGGAUGGCUCGGUGCUUCUCAGGGUCCCCAGGACUGCACGGGAUCUGGCAGCUGGAAGCGACCCCCAGGCCUGGAACCUCAGCCCUAGGCAGCUCCUGGAACGUGCCCCGGCUCCUCCGAGCCCCGGGAGGCGGGAGAGCGCAGGAGCGGCCAGGACGCGCUGCUGGCUCUGGAAUGCGCGGCUGCUGGGGACCGCCCCCGGAACGCCCGGUCCCGGGGCCCCGGCAACUCCAGCUCAGCUCCUCCUCCAGCGUCCCCUGCGGGCUGCGUUCGGGGAGAAAGGAACCUGCGAGAGAAGGGAGAGACCAGGGCGUCUCGGGCUCCCCUUCCACGUUGCCACACACUCGCCGCGUAGCCGUGGACAUGUCGCUUGGCUUCUGAGGGUCUCCCCUCUCUGGAUUGUAAACCGAGAGGGUUGGCCUAAAAUGUGUCCUCCACGACCUUUCCAGCUAUAGAGUAGACAUGGGAAAGAAAGCCUAGCAAGUAGGUUUGGACAGAGGAGCCGGGACUCAGAUCCUGCUUUGCGAUGUCCGAAGUGUAGGGUCCUUCGGAGGCUUUGCCACUCUGUUUCAUUCUCUGUAAAGUGGGAAAGGUAACACCUGUCUCCCAGUCCUGUUGUGAGGAUUGGUUUAGAGGACCAGUGUGAAGCUGGUUGGUUCUCUGCCAUAACAUGACUUGGAGCAUCCUGUUUAUUUUGUGAUAACAAUGAAAUAGCCCAAUCCAAGGUGAUCAAGAGCCCAUUAGAAUCCAGCAUCUGAGAGGCUUCCCACGCCACUGUGGGUGGCCCAGCUUCCACGCAGGACAAUGCCAAUUCUGUAAUCUUCUGCCCCCUCUAUGUCAUCCAUGGAGUGAGGGGGGACUCCCGUCCCAUGUUGGCACCCACACUUUUUAAUUCACAGUGGUUUUCUUUAAUCUUACUCUUCUGAAAAAAAGGAGCACAAGCCUUGACUAUCAGUGAGACCUUGAGCAGUCUUGGAGCCCAGUAGUGUUUUGGAGGGUUUGGAAAGAGCCAUACUGCCUUCCCCAGGCCUAAAUUUGAUAUGGUGUGGGCCCCGAACUUAGAACUUACUCCAUGCUGUUUCCUCUGAUUCAGGGAUGAGGUCAGCAGAAAUGACCUCUAAAUCAUCAUUAUCACACGCCAGUUUCUUAAGGGAAGGACAGUGAGGAUGAAGGGGAUUCACAUGAGAAAUGAUUUGAGAAAAACCCUAAGGGCUGUCACCCAACAACAUGUUUUAUUCAAAAGAGAUAGUGUGGGAACCUAAAAACAAGGACAACCCAAUUCUGAAUAGUUUAAUACAAAGCUCUCAUUUAAUAGUAAAAAAAGAUUGAAGGAGGACAAUCUUUUUUUUUUUUUUUUUUUUUUUUGAGACGGAGUCUCGCUCUGUCGCCCAGGCUGGAGUGCAGUGGCAUGAUCUCGGCUCACUGCAACAGGAGGACAAUCUUAAUAUGACAUUUUCCCUGGUUAGUGAAGGGGAUGAGAGUUCCUUUGGGUGGACAACUGGUAACUCCAUGUGCCCUGCUGUGAACAUUGGCUUCCCUCUGGGACAAGGCAGAAGCUCAGGCCUGGAGCCAGCUGAGUCCUAGUCUCCCUUUCCAUUUAGCAAUUUAUUAGUAUCUCUUUAAUAUCGACUUGCCCUGGGACCCUAAAAGCAAGCCAGAAAUAAAGUAUGAAUCCCCACAGGAGCAUACCAUGUUAAGUCUGCUGCCUAGGCUAGACUGAUUUUGCAAAGAGAGCACUGAAGGGAAGAAUAAUGGAUGCUGUGUUGGGAUGCAGGAGUGGGGGAAAUAGUCAAUUUCAGCAACAAGCUUUUGUUACAGCAAAAGCCAGAAAACAGCUCACAACUUCCUUGGUCCUCUAUUACAACCACUCCAAAGAGAAAACCAUCAGGACCUGAAAGAAAUAAGUAAUACUCUCUUAGAGAGCCCCUGAUACUUUGGGGAACUUGUACAGAAGAAGUUGUAGUCUAAUGACAUUGGCUGCCAUCAAAAGACGGCCUUGGCCAGGGGCAGUGGCUCAUGCCUGUAAUCCCAGUACUUUGGGAGGCCGAGGCGGGCAGAUCACCUGAGGUCAGGAGUUCGAAACCAGCCUGGCCAACAUGGUGAAACCCUGUAUCUACUAAAAACACAAAAAUUAGCCAGGCGUGGUGGCGGGCGCCUGUAAUCCCAGCUACUGGAGAGGCUGAGGCAGGAGAAUCACUUGAAUCCCAGAAGCGGAGGCUGCAGUGAGCCGAAUUGCCCCACUGCACUCCAGCCUGGGCAAUAGAGUGGGACUCUGUCUCCAAAAAACAAACAAACAAACAAACAAACAAACCACUGCCUAAAGAGGCCCCCAUUAGGAUGCAAUCCAUAGCAAAUACCCUCUUUAAGAAUCAUAUCUACACGAGACAUUUUCUUUUCAUUUUUCACUUGUACAAAUAUAUUUAUUUACUUUUGGGGAAUAAUAUGACAUAUUGUAUUAGAAAUCAGAAAACCAGUAUUUCGAGUCUGUCACCCAGUAGCCCACCCAAGCUCCAUAAAAUAGUAAAAUGAGACCUAUUCCUCACAUCUGGUACAAUUAUGAUGAGUAAAUAUUUUAUUCAUAUACAGCAGACCCCUGAAUAACAUCCUUCUGUUAUAACGUUGAUGAGGAAAAAAAAUUGUUUCCCUGCUGGGAUCACCGUCUGUGUGGCAUUUGCAUGUCCUCCCCAUGUCUUCCUGGGUUUUCUCCAGGUACCCCGGUCAGUUUCCUCCCACAUCCCGAAGAUAUGCAUGUUAGGCAAACUGCUGUGUCUAUGUAGUCCCAGUGUGAACGAUUGUGGGUGUGGGUGAGUCUGCUCUGCGAUGUGAUGGCGUCCUGUCCAGGGCUGGUUACUGCCUCGAGCCCUGAGCUGCCGGGACAGGCUCUGGCCACUGAACUCUAAACUGGAAUAAGCAGGUAAAUAAUUCUCUUCCUUGUUUUUACUAAUCUUUCUUAAAUGUAUGUAUGGUUCACAAUUAUUUCAGUGUUCAAUAUUGGAAGUGUUUUAGUCUUUAUUUAGAAGUUUGGUGGUACUUUUGUUAUCAGAAAUAUGCUGUAGGAACUUAACUCUUCUUUCUGUCCAUUUGUCUAUGGUAAAAUUGGUUUCCUUAUACAUAGUUUCACUCAAAAUCAAAGUGUCCAAAACCUGUUGAGGAGGCUGAGUGAGGACUUACUGUAUUCCUUCAUUCAAAGCUAUUUAUUGAAUAUCUCCUACAUGUUCUAGGCACUAAGGAAGACAAAUUAUCUUUAUUUAUUGUGCUUACAUCUACUGGGAAAAUAUUCACAAAAAAUAAGUAAGCAAAUAAAUAAGCAAGAUGAUACCGGUUUGCGAAACCAUGAAGAACAUAAAGCAAGAUGAUGAGAGAGUGAUGGAGAGUGUUUUAUCAUGGAGAUUGUAGUUAAACUGAAUUUCCUAAAUAGUUUAUAUCAUCAAUGAUUAUGUUACUCUGUAAUAUAUCAACUUAAUUUCCAAGGUCUUUAAUUAACUGAGAAUUUAGAUUGAUACUAAAUCAAGUAAACUGGUGAAUAAUCUUAGCUGCUUGGAUAAUUUCUAAGAAAGAUAGAAUACAAAAACAUUGGUCACCAAGCAUGGUAUUGAACACCAUUUGCACACCUUUGCCUCUUAUUUUUAUAUGUUUGAGAGUUGAUAAACCUUUGGAUUAUAUUAACGUAUAUGUUUUAUUUUACCACUUAAAGAAAUGCAAAAGGAGUCAGCACAGUGACUCACGCCUGUAA
This is a messenger RNA of Homo sapiens (human), 4889 nucleotides long. RefSeq lists its product as uncharacterized. The record is from RefSeq and is a predicted model, not a curated record. Bases 970 to 1611 code for a protein of 213 amino acids. Lineage: Eukaryota; Metazoa; Chordata; Mammalia; Primates; Hominidae. The transcript is spliced from 2 exons.